This is a messenger RNA of Gossypium arboreum, 2491 nucleotides long. Its product is annotated as pentatricopeptide repeat-containing protein At5g66631. The record is from RefSeq and is a predicted model, not a curated record. Gene Ontology annotation, molecular function: protein binding. The transcript has a single exon. The coding region runs from base 308 to 2296 and encodes 662 amino acids. NCBI's taxonomy places the organism in Eukaryota, Viridiplantae, Streptophyta, Magnoliopsida, Malvales, Malvaceae.
AAACACUUCCAACUAGAAGUGUCUAAAAAUCGGCAUAUUUUGAUAAUUUUAUAAAGUCUGUUAUAUAUGUUGAAUUGUUAAUUUAAUUUGGUUGUGAUUUCAAAUUUGGGUCAGAAUUCCCAAGUUUCAACCUUUUAACCCAUAUCACAAGCCAUGGCAAAUGGCAGAUGCGACCUCAGAGUUAGACCCGUAAUAAUUCAAAGGGCGCGAUCCAGCCGUUGAAGACAUGAUUUGUCAAAGAUCUCUCAUGCAGACCAACUGUUCGUGUUUUUGUCAUAGCAAAAAACCAUGACCCAAAGCUAGCUUGAUGAUUAUUUCCCAGUCUUUCCAUUUUGAUAAAAUUGCAAUGAUUUUUGAACGAUUCUCGCCUUCUAAAAACCUGUUUAGCCUCCUAAACCAACAAGUUCGCUCCUUUGCACGCGACCCAUUCCCCAACAAACUUACUCAUUACCUUCACCGAGCCAAGCUCAUUGACUCAAUCCGACUCGCUCUCCGUUCCAACUCUCCUAACUCACUCAACCCUCUUCUCCAAACUCGACUCCUUGACUCCUUCGUUGUUGCUAACGCUUUUCGUUCUGCUCCUUCAGCGGACUCUGCCAUUUCUUUCUUUGAAAACCUUAAGCAAGUUCCAAACUUUGCGCAUUCACAGAAUACUAUUUUUGCUUUUGCUACUGUUCUUGCUAAGUUCAAGCGAAAGGUGGAACUCAAGGGCCUGAUCGGUGACGCUAAAGAUGGAAAAUUUAACAAUGUUAAAGCCAGUUUCAUGAACCUUUUGUUUUGGUAUUCUACUGCUGGGGACCUUCAAAAAGUUUUGGAAACAUGGGAAGAGUAUAGGAAUGAGGAAAAUCGCCUAUCAACAGAGGCUCACAACAUUGUCAUGGGGCUUUAUGCUAAAAAGGAUAUGAAUUUUGAAGCCGUGGAAGCUUUUCGAGGUAUGAUUGAUCAAGGAGUGAUUCCAAAUUCCAGGACUUACACGAUUUUGAUAGAGCAUCUUGUAAGGUUAGGGAAGUUGGAUGCCGCUAUGGAAGUGUUCACUGUGUUGCCUUCAAUGAGAAUAAAGAGGACUUUGAAACAGUUUCUGAUUUUGGUUGAAGGGUUUGUUGGUGGAGAACGGUUUGAUGUGGUGAAAAGUUUGCUUAAAGAAAUGAGGGAGGAUGGGAAACUUCCUGGACGAGCAAUGCGAAUAUAUUUGGAACGAAUGAAGGAGGCAGGGUUUGCUGGUGAGACGGAUGAGUUUCUUGUAGAAAUGUUGCCUGAUGGAAGGAUCAAGAGUGUAGGUUCUUGUGAGGAUAGUAGUGACGAGGAUGAGGAUGAGGAUGGUAACGAUGAUGUAAAUGAGGGAGUUGAUGUUCAUACGGUCAAACUGAAACCAUGGUUGGAUCCAAAAGCUUUGGCAAAUGCCUUAAAACAAUGGAGUCCUGAAGUGGUAACUAUAUUAGAAGAUGCUAAAUUUGUGUGGACUAGUAGGUUGGUUUGCAAAGUUCUGAGGAAUUUCACUUCACCUGAGACAGCUUGGAAUUUCUUCUGUUGGGUAGCUUCUCAGCCAGGAUUCAGUCAUGACAUUUACACAGUGCAAAGAAUGAUGACUCUACUGGCACGCCAUGGAAAUGUUGAAUUAGUAGAUAAACUUAUAAAUAAAGUAAGGAGGGAGCAAAUGAUAUUGCCUUUCAGCACCAUCAGGUUGCUUGUUGAAUUCUAUGGCAUUUCAAAGAAUGCUGAUGCUGCCUUGAAGGUCUUCCGCAAUGAUAGAACUCUCUGUGGUCACAUAUCAAGGUUCAAUCUAAUGCUUUUAUAUUCUUCUCUCUUGAGGGCAUUAACAAAGUGUCGUAGGAAUACAGAUGCCCUGGAUAUACUUGAUGAGAUGAUUCUAAAUGGUAUUUGCCCAGAUAUCCAGACAUUUUCUGGGUUGAUAUAUCACUUUGCACUACAGGGGGAUAUUAAAACUGUUCAGCAGCUCUUUUCGAUGAUUAGACAGAGUGGUAUGGAACCAGAUGCCUAUAUGUUUAAGUUGUUAAUCCAAGCUUAUUGCAAGUGUCAAAGAGCUGCACUUGCAUAUAGAGUUUUUGUAGACAUGAGAAAUUCAAAUUUAAUGCCUGAUGCUGCCACAAAAGACUUGCUCGUGAAGAGUCUUUGGCAAGAAGGCAGGCGAAAAGAGGCUGUUAUUGUAGAAGAGAGGUAUGAGGAGACUGAUGGAGUCCUUCCACUGGCAUUGCGCGGUCAUGUAUGGACAGUUAGCUCUGAAGAUCUCACUAGAGUUUAUAGUAUUUAUUCCAACAGUGUUAUUGCCCCUGCAUAGAGUUGUUUGCCUUCUACAAAAUCAAAGUAUUUAGACUUUAUUGUGGCAACCUUCUUUUUUCCUGCAGUCUUUCAGGAAUCUUAAUUUUUGUCUUGUGUUAUAUCUGAAUUGCAAUUUGCAAAUAUUAACUUGUUGAAUCAAAUUCUGAAAUGCAAUUUGAUAGGUAAGACUGGCUCAGCAAAUAAGGCCAGAAAA